Anguilla anguilla (European eel) is the source of this 6381-nucleotide messenger RNA. It is a transcript of the gene c1qtnf4, whose product is annotated as C1q and TNF related 4. The coding region runs from base 395 to 1486 and encodes 363 amino acids. NCBI's taxonomy places the organism in Eukaryota, Metazoa, Chordata, Actinopteri, Anguilliformes, Anguillidae. The transcript is spliced from 2 exons. The record is from RefSeq and is a predicted model, not a curated record. Gene Ontology annotation, molecular function: protein binding.
CUGCUGAGCACUUUAGCGCAUGCAGCCCGUCCAGAACCCCCCUGAUUCGUAGAAGGACCCCCAUUGAAAUUCAGAUCCCUCCGCUGGAUUCUCUAGUGUGUGUGCGCAAGCGUGUGCGUAUGUGUGUGUGUGUGUAUGUGUAUGUGCGUGCCACACACGCGCACACUGCCUGGCAGAUAUCAGCAGGUUGAGCCGAUCGGAGGAAACACAGAAAUUAGAUUCAUUGGUCAGAUAUUGCUGUCAUUUGCCUGCUCUCCGUGCAUCCUAACAUUUCACAGAAGAGCGGAGCCGGACACAGCGCAUCACCUUUACUCCAUAGCUGGGCUUCCCCUGUGUGGAUUCAAUUGAGGGAACUUUGACAAUACCUCCCUCCUUCCUACUAAACGCAGAAAAGAUGAUCUCUGCCCAGGCUCUCCUGAUUGGCUUGGUGUGUCGUUUCAUCUGUGGGUGUGCAUCAGCCUACACGCCCGAGGAGGCAGCGGAGCAGCAGUCGGCUUUCUCUGUGGCCAAGACCAGCAGCAUGGAGGGGGGCCCCAAGAUGGUGGUGACCUUCGACAAGGUUUAUGUCAACAUCGGCAAUGACUUCAACCCCAAAACCGGCAUCUUCCGCUGCCGCAUCCCCGGGGCGUACUACUUCUCCUUCACGGUGGGGAAGUUCCCCCGUAAGGACCUGUCAGUGAUGCUGAUGAAGAACAAGAACGAGGUGCAGGUGAUUGUCUAUGAUGAAAACUACAGUGAGGAGCGCAAGGUGCAAAGUCAGAGUGCUAUGCUGCAGCUUGACUUCGGGGACACUGUCUGGCUACGGCUUCACGGCAAUCCCAAGUACGCUAUCUAUAGCAACGUAGGUCACUACACCACUUUCAACGGCUACUUGAUCUACCCAGACACAUAUUCCUUCCAGCGGCCUGUCCACCAGAGCACCAUCCAUAGCUACAGCAAAGAGGUGUUGGCUCACGUUGGGCAAACUACUGAUAACCUGCAGUUGGACAAAUCAGUUCAGACUUUCAAGGAAGAGGAUGAUGAAGAUGAGGAACUCAGAUCAGCCUUCUCGGUGGCCCGCACUCAGAGCAUUGUGGGAGUAAACAAAGAGACCUUCGAACACAUGCCCAUAAAUUUUGACACAGACUUUGUUAACGUCGGUGAAGACUUCGACAUUUCCACAGGCGUCUUCACCUGCCGCAUUCCUGGAGCCUACUACUUCUCGUUCAACAUUGGCAAGCUCCCCAACAAGAUCAUGUCUGUCAAGCUGAUGAAGAACCACCUCGAGGUGCAGGCUAUGAUCUACGAUGACAGUGACAGCAAGAAGGCUCUGCAGAGCCAGAGUCUGAUGCUGUCACUGCACCGUGGUGACACCAUUUGGCUUUUCAGCCACCAGCAUGAUGGCUAUGGGGCUUACAGCAACCAUGGCAAGUACAUCACCUUCACUGGCUUCUUGGUCUACCCUGAGCUCCCCCUGCAUAGACCACAGCCAGCCAGAAAACCUUAAACCACAUGGUCCUGAAUAAGAUUUCUCAACCUUGCUAUUUAUGGACAAAAUGUUGCUUUAAAGACUGAUUUGUCAUUCUUUUGUACAUAUUUGGCAGUGCAGAAUUUGUUCUUUAUUUUUCAUUCACUCGAGGGGUAUGUGCAAUGACUUGGGCGAUUAUCAUUUUCUUUUGAGGCUGGGUUGUUUCCACUAUUCAGAUAAUGUUUCUGUGAAGCAGAUUCCAUGAGGCCAUAUAAGGGGCAUCCUAACCAUUACUUAAAGAAAGAUGACACAUUUUGCAGUUUUCUGGUAGUGAUUAAUAAAUCAACCUUAUUCUAGAGUAUAAAGAGAAAACACCUUUGAUCCACAUCAAUGCAAAGUUCACUUUUGUGAAAGCUUGGCAACGUGGAUAAACUUGUUUUAGAUGUUUGGACAAGAUGAAUUCAUAUUAAGUCAUCAGCUUUUUUCCAUUCACUCUAAAUGAGCCUUGUUCAAUUUUGACAAAAAUUACCCAUUGCAGUCUAAUCUGUUUGAUUUGAGCAAAUCCGAUAACAUAUUCAAUCAAUUUUAUGAAAGCUUCUCAGUCCAACCAUUAGAGAGGAGCAAAUAUACAUAUUACUUACAAAUUUCAUGAAUAUAUAACCACAGCACGCAAACUACAUAACCAUUGUUUGCAUACCAUGUUACUGCUAUUGAAUAAAUGUAAUAAUAAUUGCUAUUGUUAAUGCUUUACCUUUUCACAACAGUAAUUAUACUUAUUCAAUCAGUGGUGAGGCACAACUGUGCUCAGUAACAAUCAAGCCCUGCAUUAAUAAUAUUAACACAGUACCUGUCUAUUUACUGUAGGCUGUAAAGCCAUGAAAAUCAAUGUCAAAUUGUACUCAAAAUAUAAUUUUAUCUGUGCUAUAUCUGUACUUGGCGGGGAUCUGUGAGUUGAUAAAUCUAGUUCACAUCUGUAUUUAUACAUUUAAAAUUAUCUUUAAUAGGACUAGGUUCAGUAAAAAUCAAGAAAUUGUAUGAAAAUAUAAAAUUAAAUUAAAUUAACUAAUAAAGCAAUAAAGUUACUGUUCUUUAUCGAGGAGGGUUACAUUAUAGGAAGUCAAAUCUUAUGUCAAAUCAAAUGACAGUGAUUUGCACUAUAGAUUACAUGCUGCUGGUUAUGCACCAAAUGAAAAAAGUAUGUCUUUUCAAUGUUUACAUUUUGUUUACAGAUUACAGAGUUACACAGCAAUGGGAAGAUAACAAACCGUGUAAAAGGUGUGACUUGCUUUGAGAAUGCAUAAAGCUCCUCAAUCAGUUGUUAUGUUUGUAAUUUAAACAUCAUGUAGACUAAAUAAUAUAACAUGUUUAAUUAAUUUUUCAUAAAGCACCUCAAAGUGCUGGACAGUGUAAAAGCCAGGGAUCAAUGGUAAAAAUACACAUUAGAUGUAACAAAACACAAUACAUUAUGGCAGUACACCAAGUAGGAAAAUAUAUAUUUCUGCCGAUUAGAUAUGGAAACCUUAUCUGCUCAAUAUUAGAAUUCAACUUGGCUGAAAAAUAAUUAUAUCCUUUACCAAUGAAGAGAUAUUAUUACAAAUACAGUUAAAUAACAUUGCUGGCAAAAACACAUUUUUAGGUAGGCAUAGCCAUUUAAGUUAUUUUUUUUAUUUUAAUUUUUAAAUAAUUUUCAGUGGACUGAUUCAUUGGAUUCAUUUCAGCCUGGUAAAUUAUUCAUGAUAUGUGCAGUUUGUUGAUGUGUGGCAGACAAUUUCACCAUGCUUGCCAUGUGCUCAGUGCACGGAACAUAAUUAAUGUAUAGCACACACAAAUGUUAUCUCUUCUGUGAUUCAUUUGAAGUUAUAUAGUACCUGUCAUCUAAGACUAUGAGCAAAAUAUCUUGGAAAAAAAGGUCCAAAAAGUCAAAAUAUUAGGAAAAUAUGGUCUUUAUCAAGCAUUCAAACAUAUGUUUGUGUUCAAUACUAUCGACUCAUACACCAAAUUUAAAUAACAGCAUUGUAAUUCUGUUACCUCAGGUUUCUUAAAAUUCCUGCGAAAGUUCAAAGUUUUACCCAAAAAUUACAUAAUCGUAUUUCAUUAUCAACCCAUGCAGUGCCUUCCGAAAAUAUAGCAAAGGUACAGUGAAUUUUUUUAAAAUUUGUGCUAUAUACUUAAGGCAUUUGGAUUUUAGCUCAAAAGACCAAUAUAAGACAAAAAUACAGACAAUCAACUUUUAUAUCAUGGUAUGUACAUGUGUAUAUGUUUUACAGUUUUACAGAAACAGCUGUUUUUGCCUUGAAUCCCCCAUUUUCAGCUGUGCAAAAGUAAGUUAACAGAUGACCUUAAAAGUAAAUCUAAGCAAUAAAGUCUAAUAUUUGCUUGCGUAGCUCUUAAAUGCAAUAACUGCUUCAAGUCUACGACCCACUGACAUCACCAAACAUUUGCCAUCUUCUUUGGAAAGGCUUUUCCAGGCCUUCACUGCAGCUGCUGUCAGUUGAUCUUUGUUUUGGGGGGUUUCUGUCUUCAGUCCCCUCUUCAGCAAGUGAAAUGCAUGCUCGAGUGGAUUUAAAUCAAGUGACUGACUGACUUGGCCAGUCCAAGACUUUACAGUUUUUCCCAUUGAUGAAUGCUUUGGUUGCAUAGGUAGUGUGUUUUGGGUCUUGCUGCAGGCUGAAGCGCUAGCCAAUGACAUUGGAGGAAUGUGCUUGUAUGUAGUCAGACAAAAUCUGUCUGUACACAUCUGAAUUCAUCCUACUCCUGCCAUACUCUGUUACAUCAUCAAUAAAGACAAGUGAGCCUGUUUCAGAAGCAGCCAUACCUCACCACGCCAUGACAAUAUUUCAUUUCACAGAUGAGGAGGUAUGCUUUGGAUCAUGAGAUGUUCCUUUUAUUCUCUGCACUUUCUGCUUGACUUUGCUUGGUUAAGGUUUAUUUUGGUCUCAUCUGUCCAAAAAAAAUCUGAUGAUGAAAGGUUUGCAUCUUGCUGUAUCACCUAUAUAAUUCUGCACUCAAAGUCUUCUGCAUACACUGGCUUUAGAUAUUUUCAGCCCAAAGACUGCUGGUGAUGUCACUAACAUCACCUUCUCUUAGGGUUUUUCUUUGGGUUUGUCUGUCAUCAACUGCAGUUGUCUUCCUUGGCCAACCUGUUUAUUUCCACCAGUGGGUUCUCUUAUUUUCAAGACUUUCUAAACUUCUGUGGUUGAUAUGCCCAGUUUCUGUGCUAUCCUUCUUUAGGAAUUCUUCUGUUCUCUCAUAUUAGUUUAGCUGUUUUUAGGCACAAUUAGUUCUUCAUGAUGUUGUAUGCCUCUGACACUAAAAACAAAAAAACUAAAAAAGAUUGUGAAGACUAAGACUAAAAUAAAGACUAGACACUCACUGCUCUUUUAUGUGUGUCUAAUCCAUGCAAACCCCUGAGCAACAGUUAAGACCUGUCAGUCCACCGUUAACAUAAUUUUACACAGCUGAAAACAGGUUUUCUGGACAUUAUAGAAAUCUUUUGAUUUAACAAAGAAAAGCAUCUCCACCAUGCGAUCCUUACUUUAUCGUGGUGGAGUAGCACACACUCUCUGCCAUUACUCUGAUAUAGGACCUUACAUUAAGCCCUUAUUACACCACAAGCACAUGCAGGUCUUGAUUCAAAAGACGUAUUUUAGCCAUACCAUCAUCCAGUCCAAACAUCUGAAAUGCAUUUUCCCUGCUCCGAACAUGCAAAAUUACACAAUGAGAUACUGGCAACUAAUAUUUUCAACCAAUAGAUGGCAACCUAUUCUAGCUGUCACGUGUGAAUUCUGUAACAGUCGUAAAUAAUAAUAUUAUGGCACAGUUCCUUGCCAUUAUUGAUUAUUUUUAUCUCUCUUAUGUCACUAUACAUAGGAACAUUUUUGGAGCUUCACUUGAACUGAAUGGCUUCAUGAGAUUAAUAUAUAUAGUUGUCUGUGUUUGCAGGACUAUAUUGAAGUUUCUGAAUGAUUUAUAUCUGAGGCAUGGGACAUUAAUCAAAUGAUGAUACUACAGAUAUGUGUAUGAUGUGUUUGUGAAUCAUUCCGUUUUUAAUCUGAUCCAGUUGAUAUUUGUUCUGUAUUUUUAUCUUUCCAAAUAUAAUAUAAAACAGUUGAAGAAUAAAUAUAUCAUGAUCAUGAUAUUGCUAUGAUGAAUGUAUAUUAUAUGGUUAUUUUGGGAGUAUGCCACAAAACAACUGAUUCAGCGUGUAAUCCAUAUGACAAUUUUGGAAUCUUUCUGCAACACUGCUGCUAAAAACAGUUUGAAUGGUCAAUUCCAUAAAAUAUAUUUUCAUCUGUGAGCAACAGUAUUUAAUUUCAUGUGUUUACAGUUUUGACCUUUCUGUUAUUACAUCAAAACAAAUGAUAUGCCAAAACAUCUGAAGAAUGAAAUGGCCAACAACUACCAUUUUGUAAUUGUGUUAAUCCUUCAGUAUGCUACUGCAUAAAGCAAGUAUGACAUUCCCCUGUAAAUGAGAUUAUACUGUCUUCUUCAUGUUCAAGACAAUAUAUUAUCAAUGUUGAAAAUAAUUGAAUGGUGUUAAAGCACCAAUUAAUUUUUUAGUGGAAUUGCAUUUUUCCUGUAGAUGACUUGACUGUUUUGAUCAAUUCUAGGCCUAUGUCUCACCUGCAAGAAUAAUGAAUAAUAUGAUUCAGUUGUCUCAUGCAUGCUUAUAGGUUCUAAGCUUGUGAAAUGAUAUAAAAAUACUGUUUCCUAAAUGUAGUUUGCAUCAGUUUAUAUCAUUCUAUACAAAGGUAAACAUUUGUAAUUACUACAUCUGUGGCAUUUUGGUAAAGUGUACAUUUAUUUGUGGUCAUGUACAAAAUUCCAAACAAAAACAAAAAGGGUGUUUUCAAAAGUACAAGGGUGUUUUUAAUAUGAAUAUGUCUUUGAAAAUUGCUUGUGAAAUAUGAGGUAAUAAAGCCAAAAAGUUAACA